CAUGGCCAGAUCGAGAUACCAAAUGUAGUGAAAAGUUGCAGUAAAUGUUUUUAUGAAGAAUCGUGAGUAAACUCAGAUUAUAGAUAGAGAUAAGAAAGGGAGCUAGCUACGAAGAAGAAGAAGGGGAGGAAUUGUGCAUGGGCUUUGCCCUAAUAAUGUGGUCCCACAUUACAGCUGUCUCCUCCAAUCCCACCGUCAAAAACGUGACACGUGGAUGGCUAGGAUCAGCUGACUUUAGCCACUCUCUUCCUCUCAUUAAUAUUCCUUCUUCCUUCUCUCCCUCUGCAACUCUGAUUCUUCACCAGUCGUCACACUCUCUUUGUAAACUCAUAUACAUCUUCUUCUACUCUCUUCUUUGUAGCGCACUCUGCAGAAAUCAUGGACACGAGGCCUUCAUUUUACAAGAUCUUGAUGGACCUCCCUCCCAAACUCCUAUUGCCAAAGGGUUUCACGGAUAAGUACGGCGAAAACUUGUCCGAAAGAGUUAGGCUAAGAAACAAGAGCGGCACCUCAUGGAAUGUGAGGCUCGAGAAAAUGAGAGAAGAAGGAGAAGAAACCGAUGCUUACUACUUCACGAGAGGAUGGACCAAAUUCUGUAAUGACGUGGACCUUAAGACCUUCGAAGUGCUCGUCUUUUUCUACGCCGAAAACUCCACAUUCGACGUCACCGUAUACGCGGUCACUGCACUGGAGAAGGAGCCGGCCGGCUUCAGAGCUGCGGCGAAUCCCAUGUGCCGAUUUGACUUGAAGCAACACAACUACCAUAAAUUUCAUGUUCCGAAGGAUUUCUCGGAUGCGUGUGGUUUGAAGGAGAAAAGGGAAGUGCGGUUGGAGUGUCGGGGCGGGUCGAGUGCGCGAGUUAAGGUGAACUCGUGUAAUGGCCGCGUUGAUUUUGGCGGGGGCUGGUCGGGGUUCUUGAAAGCAAACAACUUCGCUAUUAACAAAACUUACUCUCUUGAGUUCCUUCCCGCCAAGAAUGUGAUUAGGGUUGGACCAGACUAUCUCUUAUAUUAGGAUUUCCCAGCCUUUGUUUAUUUUAGGAUGUUAUGACUUUUUCAACAUAUGUUGCAUGUUGUGUGCUA
This is a messenger RNA of Salvia miltiorrhiza (redroot sage), 1082 nucleotides long. RefSeq lists its product as uncharacterized. The coding region runs from base 379 to 1014 and encodes 211 amino acids. NCBI's taxonomy places the organism in Eukaryota, Viridiplantae, Streptophyta, Magnoliopsida, Lamiales, Lamiaceae. The transcript is spliced from 3 exons. Gene Ontology annotation, molecular function: DNA binding. The record is from RefSeq and is a predicted model, not a curated record.